This is a messenger RNA of Geodia barretti, 834 nucleotides long. The record is from the annotation of a GenBank genome assembly. Lineage: Eukaryota; Metazoa; Porifera; Demospongiae; Tetractinellida; Geodiidae.
AUGGAGAUGGCGUCGGAGGGGGCCAAAGUCGUCGUGGGUUCCGGCCAGGACAAUUCGGUGGCCGCCCAGGUCUGCGAGGAAAUCAGGGCCGCGGGUGGCGAGGCCGUUCCCUGCAUGGAGUCGGUUACGACUAUGGAGGGCGGCGAACGGAUCAUUCAGACCGCCGUGGACAACUUCGGCAAGCUGGAUAUCGUGGUCACCUGCGCAGGUAUCCUGCGCGACCGCAUGAUUUUCAACAUGACCGAGCAGGAAUGGGACGAUGUCAUAGCCGUCCACCUCAAGGGGACCUUCACGGUGGUCAAGCACGCCUGCAUCUUGUUCCGUCAGCAGCGCUCCGGACGGGUGAUCACCUUCUCCUCUGAGUCGGGCCUUGUCGGAAACUCCGGGCAGGCCAACUAUGGAGCGGCCAAGUCGGGCAUAGCCGGGUUCACCAAGGUUGUGGCCAAGGACAUGGGCCGAUAUGGGGUGACGGCCAACGCGAUCGCACCGAGGGCCAACACGAUAAUGAUCGGGGACAUCCCUGACAGCGCUGCCGAGAUCAGGGCGCGCAGCGGAGUGGCUGCGAUCCCGGGUGAGGACUUGCUUACGGAGUUGGACCCCUCCCACAUCGCUCCUUUCAUCUGCUACUUGGCAAGCGACUAUGCAGCCAACGUGAACGGGCAGACUUUCCUCGUUUAUGGAGAUACGGUGUCGCUGAUGUCUCAGCCGCGACCUGAGCGAUCCAUUUACGAGCCGUCGGGCCACUGGGACCUCCAGACGCUAGUGCCAUUGGCCCGAGACGUGCUGACCGCCGAGGUCUCCAACCCUGCUCCGCCCACGCUGCCCCGCGAGUAG